Fundulus heteroclitus (mummichog) is the source of this 1188-nucleotide messenger RNA. Its product is annotated as protein ANTAGONIST OF LIKE HETEROCHROMATIN PROTEIN 1-like. NCBI's taxonomy places the organism in Eukaryota, Metazoa, Chordata, Actinopteri, Cyprinodontiformes, Fundulidae. The transcript has 3 exons. The coding region runs from base 1 to 1188 and encodes 395 amino acids. The record is from RefSeq and is a predicted model, not a curated record.
AUGUAUCUGACCCGUGCUAAGAAGCCAGCGCUAGCACUAGCCCUGCUAGUUCGAAGAAAAAGAGCAGCAAGGAAGAAGAGGCUAUGGGUGCACGAAACCCUCAGGUCCAGAGAGCAGCUUGGGGAGUUCCGGCUUGUGAAAGAGCUCCGUUUUCACAGCGACCGGUUCCAGGUCUACUUUUGGCUCAGUAUGGAGCAGUUUGAGAGUUUGCUGGGGAGAGUUGGACCAAGGAUCUCAAGGAUCCAUACAAAUUACCGGGAGCCAAGUUCUUCUAGGGAGCGUCUGGCAAUUUGUCUGAGAUACCUUGCAACUGGGGACUCCUACACCACCAUCGCUUCUAGCUACAGAAUGGGCAUCUCCACUGUGGCAGACAUUGUGCCAGAUGUGUCCAAGGCCAUUUGGGACAGCCUGGUGGAUGAAUUUCUGCCUGUACCAAAGGUUGCUGAUUGGCAUGAGAUUGCUCUGGGCUUCCAAGAGAGGUGGAACUUCCCCAACUGUGUGGGAGCAAUAGAUGGGAAACAUGUGGUAAUCCAGGCACCACAUAAUUCAGGUUUCCAGUAUUUCAACUACAAGGGAACAUACUCUGUUGUACUUCUGGCAGUUGUGGAUGCAAGGUAUCUUUUUAGGGUGGUGGAUGUUGGAGCUUUUGGCCGGAACAGUGAUGGAGGGACCCUUAAUGCUUCCACCUUUGGAGAAGCCCUGCGAGAAGAGAAGCUGCAUCUCCCAGAAGAUGCUCCCCUUCCAGGCGCCAAUCACCUGGGGCCCAUGCCUCAUGUCUUUGUGGGAGAUGAGGCUUUCCCCCUUAGGAGGAAUGUGCUGAGGCCAUAUCCUGAAAGAAACCUCUCCCAACCAAAGAGGAUCUUCAACUACCGCCUAUCAAGAGUAGUUGAGAAUGCCUUUGGGAUUCUUGCUGCACAGUGGAGAAUCUACCACCGGGUGAUUGGAGUGAGCCCUGAAAAUGUGGAUGCUGUUGUGAAAGCUACAGUGGCCCUUCACAACUUCCAGAGGUGGAACUCCACAGCUGAAAAUCCUGUCCCACUGGAAGAACGUGACAUCCCUGCACUUCAACAAGCAAGGAGAGCGGGCGCCAACAACGCCACCCAAGAGGCUGUAUCUGUCCGGGAGUCAUUCAACAGUUACUUCUCCUCCGCCGUUGGUGAAGUGCCCUGGCAAUACAACGUAGCCUGA